Messenger RNA from Biomphalaria glabrata, 1759 nucleotides. RefSeq names its product ubiquitin-conjugating enzyme E2 A. NCBI's taxonomy places the organism in Eukaryota, Metazoa, Mollusca, Gastropoda, Planorbidae. The coding region runs from base 118 to 636 and encodes 172 amino acids. The transcript is spliced from 6 exons. The record is from RefSeq and is a predicted model, not a curated record. Gene Ontology annotation, biological process: proteasome-mediated ubiquitin-dependent protein catabolic process; DNA repair; protein polyubiquitination. Gene Ontology annotation, cellular component: HULC complex. Gene Ontology annotation, molecular function: ubiquitin conjugating enzyme activity.
AAAUACCCGGAUGUUAUAAAUUUUUGUGGGUGUCCCAAAUCUUCACUCUUUACUGUAUCAGUCUAAAUACGUUUAUUACUUUGGUGAUCAACUCUAUCUUUCAUUUAUUUAUUCAUUAUGACCACACCAGCGAGGCGGCGUUUAAUGAGAGAUUUUAAAAGAUUACAGGAAGACCCCCCAGCAGGAGUCAGUGGUGCUCCAUCAGACAAUAAUAUUAUGCUUUGGAAUGCUGUGAUUUUCGGGCCCCAUGAUACACCGUUUGAAGAUGGCACUUUUAAAUUAACUAUUGAAUUCACAGAAGAGUAUCCUAACAAGCCACCAACUGUCAGAUUUAUUUCAAAAAUGUUUCAUCCAAAUGUAUAUGCUGAUGGAAGUAUAUGUUUAGAUAUAUUACAAAACAGAUGGAGUCCAACAUAUGAUGUUUCAGCAAUCUUAACAUCUAUCCAGUCUCUGCUUCACGACCCUAACCCAAAUAGCCCUGCCAACAAUGAAGCCGCUCAGCUGUACAGAGAAAACCGCAGAGAAUAUGAAAAAAAAGUGGCUGCCAUCGUUCAGGAAAGCUGGAAUGAUGACGAAGAAGAGGGAGAAGAGGAUGAGGAAGGAGAAGAAAUCUCUGUUGGACGAACCAAACCCUAACAGUCCUGCCAAUAAUCUAGCUGCUAAACUUUAUCAGGAAAACCGUAGGGAGUAUGAGAAAAAGGUCAAGGUUAUUGUGGAAGAAAGUUGGAUAUUUAUUGGUGAUGUCCAUUAAUUUUUGUUUUUUAAAAUUUUCCUGAAUAAGAGAUCAGUUGGAAGUCUGGAAUGUUCUGAGUGAGCAUGGAGUAAAUGUAACUUUAGUCUCUAUGGUGUAUGCUCCAUUUGUGAUACUAUUUUUGACGUCAGUAAUGUGUUGUUGUUUUUUUUAACUGGUUGAAAAGCGUAUGUUGUUUUUUUUUGUUUUUUUUUUUUCACAAGCAUUGCUUUUUUUUUUUUCCUGUAUUGUAUAGAAGAUGUAGUCUUUAAAUUUGUGAGACUAAGCCAUUCUGUGUGUUAAAAUGUCAAAUUAACACGCAGCAAGUUUUUAUUGUCAAAGAAAUCUAAGAGAAAGAAUAUUGUCUGCAGCCGAAUAUCAAGGUUUUCAGUGUUAUAAAAAUGGUCACUUUUUUUUUCCCCACCUUUAAAACUUAAAGCAUUCACAGAAUUUAUAUUAGAGGUAAAUAGGGCACACUAAAUAUUGAAAACAUGAAUGCAUGAUGCCAACUAGAUUACUAUAAAAGUUAUUACAAAUGUUAUUUUAUAUUGUACAAACAUUUUUUUUUUAAGGUAAGAGAAAUUUUAUUUAAAAAAAAACAUCAGGCCUGGACCUAUCUGUAAUCUUACUAUAUCACUUAUCUUCUGCUUUAAUUGUGGCAUUGAGUGUGCUCAUUCAUUUCAGUUUUGAUUAGUUUACCCCCAAUAGUUUCAAGCUCCAACAGUCCUAUGGCAGAGCUGAUGUAGGUUUUAAAUAAAGACGUCUAAUAAAAUUAAUUCUAUCUAGUGACAUUUUUUCAUAUUUAUAAUUUAAACAUGACUUGUACCGGUAUGAUUUGUUUUUUUGUUUUUUUUCAAUGAGGCACAGAAGUUUGAUGGUGAAAUCUCAGGACAGAGUAAACCAAAAUCAUGUUGUUAGCUUCUAGAACUGUACAAGUGUUUUUUAAAAAAAAAAUGUCCAAUCAUUAAAAGCUUCUGUUCCUAUGUUUGUUAUUACUGUUUAUAAUACAUAAAUAAAUAUAAAAGCUUU